Messenger RNA from Condylostylus longicornis, 2961 nucleotides. RefSeq names its product programmed cell death 6-interacting protein (gene ALiX). The coding region runs from base 127 to 2649 and encodes 840 amino acids. The record is from RefSeq and is a predicted model, not a curated record. Gene Ontology annotation, biological process: mitotic cytokinesis. The transcript has 8 exons. Gene Ontology annotation, cellular component: endosome. Gene Ontology annotation, molecular function: protein binding. NCBI's taxonomy places the organism in Eukaryota, Metazoa, Arthropoda, Insecta, Diptera, Dolichopodidae.
UAAUAUAUAUAUGUGGUUGUGCACUGAAAAAUUAAGUGCUGUCAGUUAUAUUCGGAAAAUAUCAGACACAAAGCAACAUAAAAAUAUUGAACUCCAGAUUAAAUAUUUCAUAUUUUUUUUAUUAAAAUGUCGAAAUUGCUUGCAGUUCCUCUAAAAAAAUCAUCGGAAGUUGAUGUUAUUAAACCUCUUACGAAUUUAAUUAAAAGUGCUUAUAGUGAUCCAAGUUCUCAGAAUGUUCAUUAUGCUGAAGCAGUUAGUGAAUUUAGUAAACAGAGGAAUACAGCAAUUUGGAAAUUUUUUGAGAAAUAUGAAAGUUCUUUAGAUAUAGUGUAUUCGUAUUAUGACCAACUGUGCUAUUUGGAAACGAAAAUUCCUGUGCAUGAAUUACAGAUUCCGUUCAAAUGGAAAGAUGCUUUUGAUAAAGGAAGCAUUUUCGGCGGCCGUAUGAGUUUAACUCACACAAACCUUGCAUAUGAAAAAGUAUGUGUAUUGUUUAAUAUUGCUGCUCUGCAAAGUUCUAUAGCAGCUUCACAAGGAGUUGACAGUGAUGAGAGUUUAAAAUUAAGUGCAAAAUUAUUUCAACAAAGUGCUGGAAUAUUUCAAUAUUUAAAGGGAGCUACCCCUGCUGCAAUUCCAUCCGAGCCAACACCAGAUUUGAACCCCGAAACUUUGGGUGUAUUAAGUUCCCUAAUGUUAGCCCAAGCACAAGAAGUUUUCAUUACAAAAGCUAUUAAAGACAGUAUGAAAGAUGUUAUUAUUGCAAAACUUUGCUGCCAAGCUGAAGAACUUUAUUCUGAUGUUAUGCGUGGUAUGCAAAAAGAUAAUCUAAGAAAUUUGUGGGAAAAGGACUGGAUUCCAACAGUAGCUGGAAAGCAAGCCGGUUUUCAUGCAAUGUUCCAAUUUUAUCAAAGUUUAGUUUGCCGAGCAAGCAAAAGGGUUGGUGAAGAAAUUUCCCGUUUACAAGAGGCAGUUGAGCUUUUCAAAGCUGCUCAGUCUAGAUCUGGAAGCCCAACACUUUUUGAAGAAUAUUCCAGUCGAGCACAAAGGAACUUGACUGAAUCUAAAAAAGAUAAUGAUUUCAUUUAUAACGAAAUGAUACCGGAUAUCAAAUCUUUACCGUCACCUGGAAAGGCACAAUUAGCUAAAGCUCUGCCGAUUGCAGCACCAAUGAAUCCAAAUCAUCACGAUAUAUUUUCGGAGCUUGUUCCAGUUGUUUUACACCAAGCACUUACUGCAGCUGAAGCUCGCAAAAAUGAAACUGUAAAUUCAGAAAUAUUGAAAUUACGUGAAGCAACACAAACUCUUAAUGGUGUCCUGGCAAGUUUGAAUCUUCCAGCUGCAGUAGAAAAUUCAGAUUCUGGUUCUGGUUUACCGCCAUCUCUUUUAGAAAAGUCUAAUGACGUGAAACAAAAGGGCGGAAUUGAUAGUAUCAAUAAAUUUAUCAAAGAAUUACCAGAAUUAUUAACGCGUAAUCGUGAAAUUUUGGAUGAAGCUGAACGUUUAUUGGAUGAAGAAAGAGAUUCAGAUAAUCAAUUGCGUAGUCAAUUCAAAGAUAAAUGGACCCGUAUCCCAUCUGAGAAAUUAACAGAAAUGUUUCGAUCUAACACAAAAAAAUAUCGAGAAGUUAUUAAUAACGCAGUAGAAGCUGAUAAAAUUGUAAGACAAAAGUUCGAAAAGCAUGUGAAAGGAAUAGAACUAUUAUCUAUGAGUGGAGAACAAAUCAGUGAAUCUAUUCCAUCAGGGACUGGUAGCAUAAAUACUAAUUCAACAACUGUCCAAAAAUUAAGAUCAUUAAUGGAAUCUGUUGAAACGAUCAAAGCUGAAAGAGAUGUGAUUGAGUCUGAGUUAAAAUCAGCUACUGUUAAUAUGAAGGAACAAUUUUUGAAAGCCUUGGCUCAAGAUGGCGCAAUUAAUGAGCCAGCGAUAUCAAUUUCGGAAAUUGGAAAAGCUUUGUCACCACUACAAUCACAAGUUCAAGAAAGUAUUGAACGACAAAAAACAUUAAUUGAUGAUAUCCAAAGUGCUCACAGCGAUUUUACUGCCGAAACUGGUAAUACAGGAGGUUCUCGUGAAGCGUUAUUCUCAGAAUUAGCAUCCGCUUACGAUAGCUUCAUAGAAUUGCAAGGAAAUUUGCAGGAGGGUACUAAAUUUUAUAAUGACUUGACUCAGUUACUUCUCGUUUUUCAAAACAAAGUAUCAGAUUUUUGUUUUGCUCGUAAAACCGAAAAAGAUGAACUAUUAAAAGAUUUAACAACACAAUCAAGCCGUCAAACUCCUGGACCUACUCCAUCAGUUCCUUCACAUUACUCUUCGACUACAACAACAGAUUCUACAGACUCAAAUCCUUCGAUACCUCCUUCAAUGCCUAGUAAUCCGGCAUCAGGUUCUAUGGGUAAUAUACCAUAUCCACAAAACGUUCAAGGAAUGCCCAUGCCGUAUGGCGCUCUACCAAAUGCUCCAUAUCCAACUUACGUUCCACCACCAAUGCCGCAAGGAUUCAACCCUUAUGCAACUUUACCGUACCCAAACUCUGGUUAUUAUACCGGUUUCCCUCAAGGGCCUCAACCAGGCCAUUAUGGUACGUAUCCUGGUAGUUACGCUCCACAACAACAAGGUGGAUAUCCAAAUCAAAAACCACCAGGAUGGUAAAUGCUAUAUUUAAUAAUUAAAUCGUUAAUGCUAAAAGCACAGGUGAUGGAUUGUUAAGUUGAGCAUUUAAUUCAUUUUAUUGUAAGCUGCGUAUGUAAAAUAUAUUAAGUUUCGAAAAUUUGAAAGUUUAGCAUUAAAGAUUGUUUAGUUCACAUGUUUUAGUUUAAUUUAUAAUUAAAAUUUUAUUCAAUAUUAUUAACAUAUUUUAAUAUUGAUUAAAAUUUUAAUUUAUUUACUAAACCUCAAAAAAUGUGACAAUAUAAUUCGAUAUUUUGUAUUUUAUAAAUUAAAAUAAAAUAAAUAUUAUCUUCA